This is a messenger RNA of Pyrus x bretschneideri (Chinese white pear), 2303 nucleotides long. RefSeq names its product transcription initiation factor TFIID subunit 12b. The record is from RefSeq and is a predicted model, not a curated record. The coding region runs from base 52 to 1959 and encodes 635 amino acids. Gene Ontology annotation, molecular function: DNA binding; TBP-class protein binding; protein heterodimerization activity. Gene Ontology annotation, cellular component: transcription factor TFIID complex; SLIK (SAGA-like) complex; SAGA complex. The transcript has 9 exons. Gene Ontology annotation, biological process: RNA polymerase II preinitiation complex assembly; DNA-templated transcription initiation. NCBI's taxonomy places the organism in Eukaryota, Viridiplantae, Streptophyta, Magnoliopsida, Rosales, Rosaceae.
AUCAAAAACCCAGAUACCCAAUUAUUCUGAAAAGCAAACGAAUUCGAGAACAUGGCGGAAAACGGCCCAUCGUCGUCCCCAAACCCCCUCCAACCCAGCAUUGACCCAGCAGCAGCAGUAGCAUCACCCUCAAACGUUAUGAUCACCCAAAACCCAGCAAACUCUUCCGCAAACCCAGCAAUCCCAUCCUCUUCAACUCUCUCCCAGUCUCCACAAAUCGCAUCCCCACCUCUCCCUUCCCUGUCCAACGUCUCGCUUCCUCAAACCCAGCACAUUUCGCCCCCCGUCGGAUUGGAUUACGCGCAGAAAUCGACCCAGCAGCAGCAACAGCUGCAACAGCAAUCUCAAUCAUUGGUGCAACAAUCCCAGAACGUGAAUGUGAAUUCCAUGCCGAAUUACCAGCUCCAGCAGAGUAUGCAGAGUAUGCAGAGGACGCCGUCGAUGUCCCGAAUGAACCAGCUUCAGCAGAUGAGCCAGAACCCGCAGCAGCAACAGCAGCAUUUCGGUAUGAUGAGGCACCAAGGGGGUUUGUAUGGGCAGUUGAAUUUUGGUGGCUCUGGUGCUAUCCAACAGCAGAAUCAGCAGCAGCAACAGCAAAACCAGGCACAGCAGACUCAGCAACUUGGCGGUGGGAACUUGUCGCGAUCAGCCUUGAUCGGGCAGAGUGGCCACCUGCCCAUGUUGUCUGGCCCUGCUGCUAUUGCAGCUGCGCAAUUGAAUCUGCAGCCGCAGUUGUUGGCCUCGCCGAGACAAAAAGGCAGCCUGGUCCAAGGUUCCCAAUUUCAUCACAGUAAUUCUCCUGGGCAAUCUUUACAAGGAACACAGGCAAUGGGGGUGAUGGGAUCCAUCAAUUUGAGCUCGCAACUAAGAGCUAAUGGGGCCAUUGCUUCUUUUGCUCAACAGAGAAUAAAUCAGGGGCAGGGCCAACUUAGGCAACAGUUGGCCCAACAAAGUUCGCUCACCUCUGCACAGGUUCAGAGCUUGCCAAGAACAUCUUCACUUGCUUUUAUGAACCCUCAGUUAUCUGGUGUGUCUCAGAAUGGACAGCCAGCAAUGAUGCAGAAUUCUUUAUCACAACAGUGGUUGAAGCAAAUGCCAGCAAUUCCUGGCCCUGGUUCACCUUCACCUUCAUCUUCGUUGCGUCUUCAACAACAUAGGCAGCAGGUUCUCUAUCAGCAGCAACUGGCUUCUAAUCAGUUGCAAAAGUCUAUGCCCUUUAUCCCUCAACAGUUAAACCAGCUUGUACAGCAGCAGCAACAAAUGGGACAUCCACAGCUGCAGCAGCAGCCGCAUCAACAGCAACAGCAACUUCAGCAGCAACCACUACAACAACAAUCGCAGCAGCAACAGCUGAGUUCCCCAAGGAUGGCUGUACCCGCAGGCCAGAAAUCUCUUAGUUUAACAGGAUCACACCCUGAUGCUACUGCAUCUGGUACUACCACACCUGGAGGGAGUUCAAGCCAAGGAACAGAAGCAACUAACCAACUUCUCGGGAAGAGAAAGAUACAAGAUUUAGUCUCACAGGUUGAUUCACAAGGCAGGCUGGAUCCUGAAGUUGAAGAUCUUCUCUUGGAGAUUGCUGAUGACUUCAUUGAUUCUGUGACAACAUAUGCAUGCAAUUUGGCAAAGCAUAGAAAAUCUUCAACUUUAGAGUCCAAGGAUGUGUUGCUACAUCUAGAGAAAAAUUGGCAUCUGACAAUUCCCGGGUUUUCAAGUGAGGAGAGGAAGUGCCAAAACAAAUCUUUGUCAAGUGAUCUCCAUAAGAAGCGUUUGGAUGUGAUACGGACGCUGAUGGAAUCGUCGAACCUGGAAACAAAUCCCAAUACUCCUAAAGAGAUGAUCAGGGGGUUUGGCAAUCCAGUUGGUACCAACCACUUGAUUAGACCAUCUCUUGGUGCAGAACAGUUGGUUUCACAAUCAACUGGUUCUCAAACGCUGCAGCAAAUGACUCGGUUUUAAUAGAUAUCAGCUAUCAGCGAUUAUUAUGUCCGUGCUGAAUUUAGUUGUUACAUACGUUGGUUUGGUUAGUGAAAGCAGGAGCGUGUCCGGGUCGAUAGAAGCACAAAUCUGUAGUUGCUUGCUAAGAAAUGACAAUUAGAUGACUGUAGUUGAACUUGACGAAUUAUCGAUUUAUAGGCGCAUAAGUCGUGAGGCCAACUCGCAGCAUACCAGAGUUGGGUUGGGAUUUGUUUUUCUUUUCUUUAAAUUUUUUCGCUUGGAUUUUAUUUGUAUGGUAAUAAUUGAACAACUAGUUCGCUUUGUGUACUAAUUUAUUUGAUUUCUUGGGUGAACUUGUACACUAA